Molecule: messenger RNA, 1482 nt
Organism: Centruroides sculpturatus (bark scorpion)
Lineage: Eukaryota; Metazoa; Arthropoda; Arachnida; Scorpiones; Buthidae
Exons: 9
Coding region: 437-1459 (340 amino acids)
Biological process (GO): canonical Wnt signaling pathway; non-canonical Wnt signaling pathway
Cellular component (GO): plasma membrane
Molecular function (GO): Wnt-protein binding; Wnt receptor activity
Source: RefSeq, a predicted model, not a curated record
AUUUUUACUAUAAACUAUUGAGAGAGACACAUGAACACACACAACAAUUGUCAUGUUUCUUUUUUAUAUUCUUGUGAUCAUAGAAGCAUGAGUUGCAGCACUCCACCCUUCAGUUUCCUAUUUUUAUAAUACGAAGGACCUUAUUCUCUUAACGGAAACUGAAUAAUCAAACAUAAAACAAAAUUCAAGUGGGUCUACAAUUAUGUAGUCUGUUAAAAAACAAGAAAAAAAAUUACAUUGCGGAAGAUACAAUGAUAUAUAUUUAGAGAUUCGAACGCAGUUAUUUUAAAACUAACGCCCAAUACGCGGGAGAUUAGUGGACCAAGACGUUUCUUUUCAGGAACCCAUGACAGUACAUUGGCCGACGAUGCUCAAGGACCCGUAGCACACCUUCAAGGUGCAGUGCACUUGGUGUAGAAGCGUAAACACAUAGGAAAUGGCAGAUCGUGCCGAGGAUGCCUUAGAUUCUAGGCCGACGUGCUACUCCACUUCUCCUAGAUACGACGUGCAAUUCACUAAAACCGGAUGUACCCCAGUAUCCUGUAUUUGCAUAAUUGUCGCUUUUAUGUUCGUUGCGUUAGGAGCUGCCGCUGGAGUUUAUUUUGGACUUCAUUUUUUGGGAAUCGGAUCCGAUAAUAAUAAAAUAUUUAAAGGAAAAUUUAUCGUAACUAAUGGAGAUAAUUACACAAGACAGCUGGAUGAUGUUUUAUCUCACGAAUUCCAGAAGAAAGCUUACUUCUACCAAAAUAUAUUGGACAAACUUUACAAUACAAGCUCGUUGAAGGAUCAUUUCCGCCAAUCGGAAAUUUUGGCAUUCGGAAGGGAUGAUAAAGGAUUGUUGGUUCAUUUUAAUCUUCAUCUAAUUGUAGACGAAAGCAAUUCUAUCACCGCUACUGAUCUUUAUGUUGUGUUAAUCGAGGAAGUGAGAAAACGCAAAUCCGUCCUAUUAAAAGGGAUUAGGAUCGAUUACGAAUCGAUACACAUCGAAGAAAGAGUCCCAGGUGACCAUACGCCCACGGUUUGGACCUUACGGAGGCAUUAUCCUGGUUAUUUAGAGACUCCAACCACGACUCAAAUAACUCCCGUGCUUGAUGUUCGUAAAUGCAUUGCUCUACACAUCGAUUUUUGUACUACGCUACCCUACAAUCAAACCUCUUAUCCUAAUUUAGUUGGACACGAAUCUGUCAAAGAGGCAACUCAUGAAUUAGUGAGAUUUCGCCAGAUAGUUGAUUUCGAAUGUUAUCCCUUUGCACAAGAAUUAAUUUGCCAAUUGCUACAACCCGACUGUAAAGAUAAUAAGUUGACAUAUCCGUGCCGCGAUUUCUGCGAAGAGUUUUUAGAUUCGUGUAGAUCGAUGCUGAGGCCAACGGUUGUUGAAAGUAUUAAUUGCACCCAAUUCCCCAAACCGCCCGAUCAAUGUAGAGAUAAAACAGGUAACAUAAUUCGACCGCUAAAAUGACUCGUCUGAAUAACAGGAAGAGG